Molecule: messenger RNA, 1035 nt
Organism: Diaporthe citri
Lineage: Eukaryota; Fungi; Ascomycota; Sordariomycetes; Diaporthales; Diaporthaceae
Exons: 3
Coding region: 1-1035 (344 amino acids)
Biological process (GO): secondary metabolic process
Cellular component (GO): cytoplasm; cytosol
Molecular function (GO): hydrolase activity; carboxy-lyase activity
Source: RefSeq, a predicted model, not a curated record
AUGCCUCAAAAGGGAACCAUAGCCAUUGAGGAAGCUGUUCUCAAUCCUGAGGGUGUCUCGUGGAUGGCAGAAACGGCGUCCCUGUUUGCACCUGGCCAAAAUGCUUCUCAGCUCAAACACCAUUCCCUGACCCAAAAGCUCAUGGACAUACACGGCCAGCGUCUCAGUGAGAUGGAUGCCGAGGGUGUCGAAUACAUGCUGUUGUCCCUGACAUCUCCAGGUGCGCAAGGCGAGAAGGACCCUGUGAGGGCUGCCAAUAUUGCCCGAAAUGCCAAUGACUGGCUGGCCAAUGAGGUGAACAGGAACCCUAGCAGAUUUGGAGCACUCGCUUCUCUCUCGAUGCACAACCCAGCCGAGGCGGCGGCGGAGCUUAAACGGGCAGUGAAAGACCUAGGGAUGUUUGGGGCCAUGGUGAAUGACUUUCAGACCUAUGGUGACGACGGUGCGGGCAAGAAAUACUACGAUGCCCCGGAAUACGAAUUGUUCUGGCAGGAAGUCGAGAACCUAGGCGUUCCAAUCUACUUACACCCUCGGUAUCCCAUCUCUCAGGAGCUCGAGGGACCGCUUGCAAAAUGGGCCCCGAGGAAGCACCUCCUUGGAGCCGCUGUGUCUUUCCACCUCGACCUGAGCUUCCACCUUUAUGCGCUUUGCUCGAGCGGCAUUUUUGACAAGUUUCCCGGGGUUCAGGUCGUAGCCGGGCACCUCGGGGAAGGUAUACCUUUCAACCUCUGGCGGGCAGACCACUGGUACAACAAACCAGUGAAAAAAGCCACAAGGCCCUCAAGAGAAGACUACAGCUACUACUUCCAGCACAACGUCUCGAUCACAACCUCGGGCGACUUCUCGACCUCCGGCCUGAAGUUCUGUAUUGAGCAAAUUGGCAUAGAAAGGUGCAUGUUCUCCAUUGAUUACCCUUACGACUCGGUCAAGGAAGCCCAGGACUGGUGGAAAGGAGUGGACCUUCCGCCCACUGACAAAGAGGCAGUGGCAAGGAGAAACGCCAUUAGAAUCUUCAAGUUGCCACUUGAAUCUUAA